Molecule: messenger RNA, 702 nt
Organism: Geodia barretti
Lineage: Eukaryota; Metazoa; Porifera; Demospongiae; Tetractinellida; Geodiidae
Source: the annotation of a GenBank genome assembly
AUGGCAGAACCCGCACAACCUAUCAGCUUCAAUGAAUACCGGGUCAGAGCCGGUAACAUAGCGGUAGACUGCCGGGAAGCCGGCUCGGGUCUGCCGGUCGUUUUCCUGGAGAGCCUGCAAUGGGGGCACCGCCCCUUCUACGAGGCACUGGCACGGCAGUUCCACCUCUUUGUCCUUGAUUUUGAGGAUGCCACGGUCGAAGGCGCCGAGGCCGCAGUAAGGGAGAUGGCGAAAUCCCUGGCCGGCAAGACUUACAACCUGGCAGGUUUCUCCCAGGGAGCCAACCUGGCGCUGCGCACAGUUUUGCGCGCGCCGGUAGACCCCGAGCCUGCGGAGUCUCUGGUGUUGAUUUCACCCACCGCCAUUCGUCCCAAUCCCGACCUCCCGACGCUGAACUGGGUAGGCUGGGCCGAUCGCCUGCUGGCCCACAAGGAACGUCAUUCCUACCUGGGCGGGCUGCCCAACGGUUGGGAAUUGGAGGGCCUGUUUUCACCCAAGAAAAAUGAUGGAGAGUUGGAAGAGUGGCUGCCUGAAAUCAAGUGUCCGACCCUGGUGGCGUUCGGCACCCGAGACCGCAUGACUGCCCCCGAGGCCGCCUCCACUUAUCGCGCCAACAUACCGAACUGCCACGUUUCAUUGGUAUACGACACCGCACACCUGGUGGCCCCCGACCGGCCCGAGCCGUCGCCAACGCCGUCAUAG